Schistosoma turkestanicum is the source of this 2853-nucleotide messenger RNA. Lineage: Eukaryota; Metazoa; Platyhelminthes; Trematoda; Strigeidida; Schistosomatidae. The record is from the annotation of a GenBank genome assembly.
CACAAAAUCAGUGAAGGAAGCUUUAACGAUUUACAGGAAUAAUACUUGGAUUUUCUAAAAAACGUCCUGGUUCUAAUCUAUGGAAACAGUUCGUAGUCAGAGCGACUCUGAUAAUAACAAUAACACCAACAAUAAUGAUAACACGUCAUUUAUUUCAAUACAUCGUCCUUUAUUUACUAAAGAAACGUUUAACCAAUAUGCGGGAUACAAUUCAAAUUUAAAAUCGCUAACUAUUUGGCAACAAUGUCUACAUCUAUUCAUCUCAUUGAUUCGGAAAUGUUCUCAAAUGUUAGGAUUCAGUUUAUAUCAAAAACCUAAUGAAGAUCAUUAUAGAAUAGGUGAAGAAUACCAUAAACGAAGUAAAAAACAAUUAUUGAUUGAAAAUUGUGAAUAUUUUACAAUUCGUUUGUGGAAAUGGUUGAUCAUUUAUUUGCCUUUUAUACAAACUUUGACACAAUACAGAGUGAAAAGUUGGCUUCUGAAUGAUAUAAUUGCUGGAUUUACAGUUGGAAUAAUGCAUGUACCUCAAGGUAUGGCUUACGCCUUGGUUGCAACGUUACCUCCAGUUUAUGGAUUAUACACUUCAUUCUUCCCAUCGUUAAUUUAUUUCUUCCUUGGAACAUCCAAACACAUAUCAGUAGGUACAAUGGCAGUUGUUAGUUUACUAACAGGUGAUUUUCUCGAUAGAGUACUUCAUCUGAAAGCUCAUAGUUUGAAAUUUGCAAAUGAAACACUUUGUGAUAAUGAUAAGAUCAAUACGAAUAUUUCAAUGCAUGAUGUAGAACAAUUCAGAGUUCAUUAUGCCCUAGCUUUAGGAUUUUCAGCAGGCAUUGUACAAAUUUUAAUGGGAUUAUUUAGACUAGGCAGUUUAAUCAGAUAUUUUUCUGUACCAAUGACAUCUGGUUUCACUGUUGGAGUAGCUGUUCAUGUAUUUACAACUCAAGUGAAAAAUGUACUCGGUCUAAAAUUGCCCCGGUUUCCCGGUUUAUUCUCUAUACCCUACACUUACUAUGAAAUUUUCCAUUCUAUUCAAGAUACCAACAUACCGACAGUGUUACUUGCUAGUGUAUGCAUUACAAUUUUAGCUGUUUAUAAAGAAUGGAUUAGUCCGCUUGUUAAGAAAAUCUCAUUUAUUCCUCUUCCUGUAGAUUUAAUUAUUGUUAUACUAUCAACCGUUGUUUCCUAUUCACUUGACUUAAGUGGUAAAUAUGAUGUGAAAAUUGUUGGUGAAAUAUCGAAAGGUGUUCAAUAUCCAGAAGUACCGGAUAUUUCAUUGAUGGGUCCAUAUAUUGGUGAUAGUAUAAUAUCAGCAGUUAUUAGCAUUUCAAUUAGUGUAUCGCUUGCACGAAUAUUUGCAACACGUUUCAACUAUAAAAUUGAUACUAAUCAGGAACUUAUUGCUUUCGGGCUGACAAAUACAAUUAGUUCAUUUUUUCAUGCAUAUCCAGCGGCUGCAUCAUUAUCUCGCUCUGCUGUUGCUGUAUCUGCCGGUGGACGAACACAAGUUUCCAGUCUUUUUUCAUGUUUACUACUCAUAUUGGUUUUGUUCUUUAUUGGACCAACGCUUUAUUGUGUGCCUAUUUGCUGUCUGUCGGCAAUUAUUAUUGUUGCUAUUAAAGGAAUGUUUAUGGAAGCAAAAGAUUUAGUAACGUUUUGGAAAUUUUCUCCAUGGGACAGUGCAGUCUGGAUGUUCACAUUUCUUUGUACUGUAUUGUUAAGUGUGAACUAUGGUCUUCUACUAGGUAUCAUAAUCUCGGUUGCAGUUGUUGUAUUAAGAAUACAAUGGCCUAAAGUGCACACUGUUGAACAAAUUCAAAAUACAGAAAUCUAUGUAAAUUAUAGGGAUUAUACAAAUCUUACGAAACAUGAUAAAAUUAAAAUAAUUCGUUAUGAAGGAAAUUUAUUCUAUUUUUGUGCUGAACAUUUUCGUGACACAGUUUACUUGCAAACUGGAAUAAACCCAGUCGAUGUAAAUUUAAAAUUGAACCGCUGUUUAAAUAGAAUAAAACAAAUUGAAAAUACUUUACGUUUAGCAUCUCAGUCCAUGGAUAUUGAGAGUAAUCAAUCAAAUAAUCGUUUGACUAAUGUAAGUGAAAUGAAUACUACAGAGGAACCAACUGUUCAAUUAGCAACAUCUUGUGACACUAAUCAACAAUAUUCUGAUGAUAACACAAAUGAAAAAAAUUCUAAAAAUAAUUUAUUUCAUCGUUUAAAACGUAACAAACCAUUAACAUUAGAUGAAAAAUUAAAAUUAGAAAUUGAACGAACAAAACAAAUUGAAAAAUUGAAAACUAUUAAUCAGUCGCUAACAUUUGAUUUUUUAAUAUUCGACUGUUCAUGUUGGACAUUUAUUGAUAUCGUUGGAGCAGAUGAAUUAAAACAGGUGAUAGAUAGCUACGAGAAAUUGGGUAUCAUGGUUUCAUUCGCUCAGAUAAAAGAUUAUCUAAUUCAUACUUUACGCAAUAAUAAUAAAAUCGGUGAUUCGAAUAAAAUCUAUCCAACUGUUCAUGAUGCAGUGAAUGAUGCCGUCUAUCGAUUGAAAACAAUGAAAAUUAACGAAGAAAGCAAACUUUCGAAGCGUACAGAAGUGGAUAUCACCAAGAAACCAUCAAUCACAUUGCAAGUAAUUUAUUGAAGAAAAAAAAGAAAAUUUUAAUUGAAUUUUUCAAAAAAAACAAAAAUGCUACCUACAUAUUUACUGUUAACAAGACACAUUUGCUAAUUUAUGAAAUUAUCUAUUUUUUUAAAACUGAAUAUAAAUAAUUUCAUUGUAUGUAUGUGAAAAUAAUUUGUAAUCAUGAUAUCAUUUCUAUGCAAUGACCGUUUCUGGUCUUUUGUUAACAAUUGUCACAA